UGCCUGUUGAUCCGUUCGACACGGGCACACACACACAGACAGAUGCGCUUCACUAUCUUCUUGCUUUGUGGUAGAAUUUUGGCAGCACCAGUGGAAUGAUCUCGUGGAAGUUAUUUGUCGUUCUUUCUUCAAUAAUAGACAUUCAUUUCUUGGAUUUCCCAACAAGUAGCAAGUGAAACAAGUUAGUUUCAGCUUAUGUUCUGCUAGCGUACUUUGUUGGAGAACCCACACGGUGUGAAAAAUUGAUUGCUAGAAACGGGGUUCGUGGUACGUGAGUGAAUAAUUUUCAAUUCACUCGUCAAAAAAUGUUAUCCUAAAAAAUCGUACUGGUUAUCAUGUACGAUGGUGUAUCGAAGGAUCUGAGUCCCUGGAGAAUAAAGUAUUCUAACGUCUCAUCAUCACAAAGGGUUUCUAAACAUGGCAGAGGGUGGUUUAAAAGGUUCGCGAUCGGCCGAAGGCUUGGACAAACCAGGGAAACCAGGCAAGCUAUCAUCUGACCUUUUAAACAAGUUUGAGUCAGACCCUUCCUUAAGUGGUCCUCAGCCAUUAACUGUAGGUCAUUCUAGACUGAGCACACAGUCUUUUACAUCAAGUUCUGAGGAAAUUGCAACAUCACAAGAAAAUGUUAAAUCAACAAGUGCAACCGUCCGAAUCAAAAUCCCUGAUCAAAAUGAAGAUCAUCUCUCUCCCAGUAGUGGUGAUGAGGGCAUGUUCUCUGAUGAUGAAGGAGGGAAAGACAAAAAGAAGAAGAAACGGAAAUACAGAUGGAAGUGGAGUCCUUUCAAGAAAAUGAAGAAACUCUUCAGGAGAAAGAAAAGUCCGACAAGAGUAAAAUCAUGUGAGGAACUUCCAAGAGAACGUUACAAGCCAACUUAUGCAUCAUCUGAACAAGAGGACAAUGACUCACUAAGGACUAGGACAAAAUCAGAACCUUCUCUGGUGGAAACAAAGACCAAGAGUCCACUUGCUGCCAUUGAAGUGUAUGAAAGAAGGAAUACUGUGGACAAUCCAGUACAAAGGACAAAGAGUGAGCCUUCAAGGCAGUCCUUAGGCAGACUGUUAAAAAAUGUCAAAGUGCAAGGCAAAAGUCAAGACAGCAUCAGUGAAGAGCCUGCCAUGUCUUCAGAUGAACGAGAAAGUCAAACAGGAUCCAUAACUACAGGCCUGGACUGGACCAUGAUCAGUUCUGAUAGUGGUACUGAAGCUGCUGUCAGCUUUGAAAGUCUGCCAAGGGCUUCAUCAUUAGAGGGAUUACAAGCUGCGCAUGACAGGAUUAAAAUAGCACCAAAACACCGUCGACCACCCACCAGAGCUCACCCCAACAGCUCAUCCAUGAACAUCAAAAGAAAUCCUACAAAACCACACAGGAGGUCCAGGACCGAUCCCAAAGACAUGUCUGCCAAAACUAGUGUGGAAACUGAAUCUAAUGAAGAACUGGCCAGUAACAGAAACUCAGAUAUUGUUAAUGCAACUAUUUUCGAGGCUUUGGAAAGCAGCGAAGAGCAGAGUAAGGAGAAAGUUCUUGCUGAUAUGAAAGCUAAAGCCAGUGACAUUCUUGCUAGAGUACAGGAACCUCCAAAAGAAAGUGGUACAAGCACAAUUGAUGAGGUGGUAGCCGAGAUAGUGCAGGACAAGGAAGAUCAUACCGAAGCUGAAGGAGAGGAGAACAAAGAAAGUACUGAACAACAUGUCAAAGUAUUGGAUGAAAAUGAAAUGGAUAAUAAGGACAACGUUGUUAUCAAUAAAGAAAAUGAAGAUGUUCAGCCGACCAAACCAGACGUCCAGAUGGAAAACAAAGAAGAGUCAAAAGCUAAAGAGACGAUUCUUAAAGAACUCAAUGUUAGGAAAGAGGGAAGUAGGCCUAUGUUGGACAUGAGUAGAAGGUCUAAGUCACUCGGCAAGAACUUUGGGAAAAAAGAGUCAGCUAUGAAGCCACCGAUGCCAAAUCGAUUCUCUCUAGAUAGAAUUGAUCAAAACAUUGACAACUCAGAAGGAACAAAUACCGCUGCUCUGGAACUUAGAAAACUAGUUGAAAAGGAGAAAUCAAUUAAAACUGAAAGUGUUCAUGAGGAAAAAAGCAAUGAUUCGCAGAAUUCAGGCGAGAAGACGACUCCUGUAGACGACAGCAAACUGCGAUCCAAAGAUUCCACACCUUCCUCGCCGGUAAAGAGUUCUGAUGCAGACAAAACUCCCACUGGAACAAAACUGAAAGGUAAACCUACAGAGCAAGAUAACACUUCAGAUCAACCAGACUGGAUAAAACUAGCCACCAAGAAAAGCGCACGGCUCUCACAGCUGCUCGAUAGCAAAGACGUUCAGGCAUCGCUGAACGUGGAUACUGACUCGUCGUCCUCUCCCGCAUUGACAUCCGAUAACAAAGGUAAUAAAUUGAAACCUGCUGUCAAGGAAAAACCCAAAAUAGCGACUAAACCACAGGGACUAACGAACAAGAAGAACUCACCCGACGCGCCUCAAUUCGGAAGCAAAACGCCUAACAUCGAAGUAGAUAAAAAGGUACCAUUUCGAAAAUCUCUGAGUGAAGAAGAAACGAAUAAAGACAAAGCGCUAAGUCAGGUAUCUUCCACCGGGAAAAGUGUAUCAUCAGAUAAGUGCGUGGUGUGUGGUAGAACAGUCUACCAAAUGGAGAAGUGUAACUUUGACAGCAGUGUACUUCACAGACAGUGCGUCAAAUGCUCUGUGUGCAAUCGGCUCUUAACAGUUGGUAACUUUGUUAUAACUGAGAGUAAGGUGUACUGUAAACCUCAUGGACAGGCCAUCAGUGUGUCUUUGUAGCUAGAUUGCAAGUUUGCAACGAAGUAGGCUAAAAGCGCCACUACGUUUUACUGGCUCCGAGAGUAAUCCAAGAGUCUCUACAGACCUUCCACUACGCGGUAACACGCAUGCGGUAUGGGUCCACAUAGUAGAGUACAUAACUCUCAAAUGUUAUACUAUUAAUAUAGGGCCCUGGUGCAACAAAACAUGAAUAGUUUAGGUUAGAAAUUUCUCUUUAGAUGUAUUAUUGUUGUAGAUUAUUAUGGCGGGAUAUGCUUUCGACUCGUGUAUAUGAUAUUCGACAUAAUGAAUUGUCUAAACCUAGCAUAACCCAGUGGCUUAAUAUUGCGAACAAACUCGUAAUCUGAUUGGUUACGCAGCUGUCAUAUAUCGAUCAGUAGAAGGUUCCAACAAGGUUUUCCAUUUGAACAAAACCGUCAAUAUCUCACUCAGUCAUUGGUUGUGCGGGUAAAACAGUUAGACCACUCGGUCUCGAUAGCUAUUGACUUUGAUAGACCUGUGGCUCUGGGUUUUGCCUCUCGUGAAUGACCACGUUAUAGAUAGCUGGAGCUUAUAAUUGAGCCUGUUUCAGUGUUAUGGAAACCACAAUAGUAAACAUAGCAGUUUAAUUGACGGGCAGUUCCCUUUAGGCAAUUUUGUUCUUUCUGAUUUUAUUAAUGUGUACUCGGCGAUACUUAGCUUCUACGUCACUUGUUUCACGGGAUAUAUAUUUUCUUAGAAGUCUUACAUGAUUUUACUUUAUUCAGUUUUAUUUUUGCGCAGUGAUGUUUUAAUGUGCUUUUAAACCUAUGUUAUUUUAUUUAAGGGGCAGAGCCUUCAGUGGAAAUCUCUGGCUAAACGUAGUCAUAGAUAGAAGCAAGUUUCUAGUUGUUUUGUCAACUUGCGAUCACUAUGUUUGAUGGCGAUAGAACCUAGCUACUUUCGAGUCUGUUUUGACAGAACAUAAACAGAGAUCUUCUAGUAGGUUAACCUAGUCCAAAAAUUUAGAGAGGAAAUCUUAUCAAAAUUAUUUUUGUUGAUGUCAAAGUACUAUUUUUAAAAAUUUUAAAUUUAAGCUGUAUACUAAUAGUUGGAUUAUAAGUUCAUUACCAGGUGCUAAUAUUAAAGAACACAGAAAGAUAAAGUAACAUUCAGUCUUA
Molecule: messenger RNA, 3932 nt
Organism: Orbicella faveolata
Lineage: Eukaryota; Metazoa; Cnidaria; Anthozoa; Scleractinia; Merulinidae
Source: RefSeq, a predicted model, not a curated record